Molecule: messenger RNA, 138 nt
Organism: Dictyostelium discoideum AX4
Lineage: Eukaryota; Evosea; Eumycetozoa; Dictyosteliales; Dictyosteliaceae
Exons: 2
Coding region: 1-138 (45 amino acids)
Source: RefSeq, a predicted model, not a curated record
AUGGAAGGCAACAAUGAAUAUUUAGAUAUAUGUAUUUAUUUAAAAACUUUUGAAGAGAAUAUGGACUUAUUAGUUGCGACUUUGCUAAACCUAAAUGAAGGAAGUUGGACAGGGGGAAAAUUUUAUAAUAUUUUAUAA